AAGCCGGCCCUGAGAGGAGGCAGGCAGCCAGGCUUCGGCAGGGACCCGCUCUGAGGCAGUGUAGUCUGCCGUUAGAUAGCGUCGGAAACGAUAAGUAUGAGAGGAGAUAAGUUGACCAGCUGAUCCGAGCUGGCUGACAGUAGUUGUCUAUUUCUUUGUAAAGACCACAGAAACUGUUGGCAGCCGAGCGUUCUUGGGACAGUUCGCGGUCCCGGUGAAACUACUUGUUUUUCGGACUCUCGGCGGCAGCAGCAGCGGUUGCUGAAGCCGCGGCAGGAGCGGCUGGAGCAGGGCGGAGUGUGAGGGCUUUGGCGGCGGUUCUGCUGCUAGCGAAACAUGAACAAAAACCACCGAGUCCCGAGCAGCCGUUCUCUGAGUGCCGUGGAGGUGAAAAGCAAGUUUGGCGCAGAGUUUCGUCGGUUCUCUCUGGAUCGGUCGAAGCCAGGCCGCUUCGAUGAGUUCUACGGGCUCCUGCAGCACGUGCAUCGCAUCCCUAAUGUGGAGCUGCUGGUGGCCUAUGCUGAUGUGCACGGCGACCUGCUGCCCAUCAACAACGAUGACAACUAUCUCAAGGCCGUCAAAAGUGCCAACCCUCUGCUAAGGCUCUUCCUGCAGAGGAAAGAGGAAGCUGAUUAUACAGCAUUUGGUACGGACUCUCUGACCAGGAAGAAGAACACGGUGCUUUCAGCAGUUCUUCUGCGGCCCGACCCAAACAAAAAAAAGCCUCCUGUGAUCAUAAGCCUCCCAAAAGACUUCCGCCCCGUGUCUUCCAUCAUCGACGUGGACAUCCUUCCGGAGACGCACAGGCGUGUUCGCCUCUACAAGCACGGCCAGGAAAAGCCUUUAGGUUUUUACAUCCGGGACGGCUCCAGUGUGCGGGUCACUCCGCAGGGCCUCGAGAAGGUCCCGGGGAUAUUCAUCUCUCGCCUAGUGCCCGGCGGCCUGGCCGAAAGCACCGGCCUGCUGGCUGUUAAUGACGAGGUGCUGGAGGUAAACGGUAUCGAGGUGGCGGGCAAGUCCCUGGACCAGGUGACGGACAUGAUGAUCGCCAACAGCCACAACCUCAUCAUCACCGUGAAGCCUGCCAAUCAGCGGAACAAUGUAGUUCGCGGUGGAGGUGGAGGCGGCGGUGCUGCCUCAGGUAGCUCAGGGCGUUCGUCAGACAGUGGCGCCAGCUACCACGGCUACGCAUCCCACGCUGCCGCCGCCUCUGGGCCAACGCACAUCAUCCAGAACUUCCCCGUCGGGGAGCUGGAGAGCGACGAAGACGACGAGGACCUGGUGAUCGAGGUGGGAGGUGAGGCUGAGACCAUUAGACGCACCUCCUCUAACUUCAGCAUACCCUCUCUGCCUCGCUAUGAACCACACCUGAACCUCCGCACCACCACCAACUCCAGCUCUGCCUUCUCCUUAAAUGCCAACGGGACCCUGCACGGCAGCGGCAGCAGCGGAUCACUACAUAACCCCAAUGCCAGUUCGACCACACCGUCCCCUGACAGAGCGAAGGAGAGGCGGAGCCUGGAGGAGGAAGGCACUGUUAUUACGCUGUAGACCCCUGGGAGCCUGGGGGCAGGUGGGGUGGAAGGUCAAGCAGCAGCACAUCAGUCCCAUCAUUCAGGGACUGCACCUGAGGAGCAGUUUAUUGAUAUUGCUUCUCUGUACACGCCAACCAUCACGCUGCAGUGCCAUAGUGGUGAUGAACAAGAACAUAGAGACCCAGAGCUGCUCCCCAGUUCAUAUCCAAACCAGUGCAGUUACUGCUUUUUAGCUUUUUAACUGGUAAUCUCUACUUUUUUGGUAGGUCUUUAAUAGGUUCAGUGAACAAGUUAUGUCCCCCCCCCCAAAGAAAAAAUCACCUUCCGUCUCAUCUUUUCAGAUUUACUUCAUGGUAAACUCCACUUCCCAGCAUUCUAAUCAGCUUCAACGGUUUUAACCACUGCUUGUACUCAUCUUCCUGAAGAUGAAAAGGUCAUCAUUAUUAGAAAGAAUCAGUGAAAAGAUUUUACUCUGAAGCCUGUGUUUUAUAUUCAUGUUUAUCUUUUCAUCAUUGAGAGUCUCACAGUCGUUGAUUGGUUUACCUGACCACACCAGUUUAAGUGGUGAUUAACCCCAGAAGAUCCUUCUCAGCUGGGAAUAAGACAUCUCUGAAUGAAUUAUACAUCCUUCAAGUUUCACUGCUGCUUAUCAUGACGAAGGCUGUUUCUUCUGCUACAUGAUGGGCAGAUGAAAUGAUGUGAAAGUGAUUUUCUUUGUCUUAUAUCUCUCAUUAUUCUGCCAUUUUCUCAGACAUGCCCUGAUUUCAUACACAGGUGGAUAAAUGUAUUGACCCCCCUGGAAAGGAUGUUCAAAAACCCUCAAGAUAAAUGAAUCUUUAAUUGCAGUAACAUAAUCUUAUGCAGAAUGUUUUAGAAUAAAAUCAGCUAAAACCUGAGUACUUGUACAUGUACAGGUCCUUCUCAAAAAAUUAGCAUAUUGUGAUAAAGUUCAUUAUUUUCUAUAAUGUAAAGAUGAAAAUUUAACAUUCAUAUAUUUUAGAUUCAUUGCACACUAACUGAAAUA
This is a messenger RNA of Girardinichthys multiradiatus, 2559 nucleotides long. RefSeq names its product par-6 partitioning defective 6 homolog beta (C. elegans) (gene pard6b). The transcript is spliced from 3 exons. Gene Ontology annotation, molecular function: protein kinase C binding. The coding region runs from base 337 to 1551 and encodes 404 amino acids. NCBI's taxonomy places the organism in Eukaryota, Metazoa, Chordata, Actinopteri, Cyprinodontiformes, Goodeidae. Gene Ontology annotation, biological process: regulation of cellular localization; centrosome cycle; establishment or maintenance of cell polarity. Gene Ontology annotation, cellular component: cell cortex; nucleus; apical plasma membrane. The record is from RefSeq and is a predicted model, not a curated record.